This is a messenger RNA of Epinephelus moara (kelp grouper), 2991 nucleotides long. RefSeq names its product putative protocadherin beta-18. Lineage: Eukaryota; Metazoa; Chordata; Actinopteri; Perciformes; Serranidae. The transcript is spliced from 3 exons. Gene Ontology annotation, molecular function: calcium ion binding. Gene Ontology annotation, cellular component: plasma membrane. The record is from RefSeq and is a predicted model, not a curated record. The coding region runs from base 1 to 2991 and encodes 996 amino acids. Gene Ontology annotation, biological process: homophilic cell-cell adhesion.
AUGGCGACAGGCUCUUUAGUGGGCAGUAUAGCCCAAGAUUUAGGGUUAGAAAUAAAACGAUUGAUAUCAGGUAAAGCGAAGAUCUAUACGAGGAACAGCGACGAGUACAUCGAGCUGAACAGAGAAAGAGGAGUCCUCCUCGUCAAAGACAGAAUCGACAGAGAGGUGCUGUGUACAGAGACGGCGCUGUGUGCUUUACAUUUUCAGAUUAUUCUAGAGAAUCCUAUGGAGUUUUACACGGUUACUGUUCAGAUCACAGAUAUUAAUGAUAAUGCACCAACCUUUGAAAAAAAUGAAAUUAACUUCAAAAUCAGCGAGUCAGCGGUUAUGGGGGGAAAAUUCGUCCUCGAAAGGGCUGAGGAUCUUGAUGUUGGAAAUAAUGGUGUUCAAAACUACGAAUUGAAACCAACAGAUAAUUUUGCUCUGAAACUGGACAAUACCGCAGAUGGUCAUAAAAAUGUUGAGAUGGUGUUACAGAAGCCUUUAGACAGAGAGAAACAGGAGCAGAUCUCUCUCGUGUUGACGGCUGUAGAUGGAGGAGAGCCGCAGAUGUCAGGAACAAUGCUGAUUGUUAUUACAGUUUUAGACGCUAAUGAUAAUGCCCCCGUUUUUACACAGCCAACAUACAAAGCUACAGUUACUGAGAACUCACCUAAAGGAACAGUUGUUGCCAUUGUUUCAGCCUCGGAUGCAGAUGAAGGCUCGCAUGAUUUAGGUUUAGAAACCAAACGACUGACUGCUGGUAAAGCUCGAAUUUAUACCCGAGACAGCGACGAGUACAUCGAGCUGAACAGAGAAAGAGGAGUCCUCCUUGUUAAAGAGAGGAUCGACAGAGAGGCGCUCUGCAGACAGACGACGCCUUGUGCUUUACAUUUUCAGAUUAUUUUGGAGAAUCCUAUGGAGUUUUACAGUGUGACAGUCCAGAUCACAGAUAUCAAUGAUAACGCACCAACCUUUGAGGAAGGAGAAAUCAAAUUCAAAAUCAGUGAGUCAGCAGUUAUCGGGGCAAAAUUUGUGCUGGAGAGAGCUAAUGAUCUUGAUGUUGGAAAUAAUGAUCUUCAAAGCUACCAAUUAAAACCAACAGAUAAUUUUGCUCUGAAAGUCCACAGUAACGCUAAUGGCCAUAAAAAUGUUGAGAUGGUGUUACAGAAGCCUUUAGACAGAGAGAAACAGGAGCAGAUCUCUCUCGUGUUGACGGCUGUAGAUGGAGGAGAGCCGCAGAUGUCAGGAACAAUGCUGAUUGUUAUUACAGUUUUAGACGUCAAUGAUAAUGCCCCCGUUUUUACACAGCCAACAUACAAAGCUACAGUUACUGAGAACUCACCUAAAGGAACAGUUGUUGCCACUGUUACAGCCUCAGAUGCGGAUCAAGGAUUUAACGGACAAAUAACUUAUUCGAUCACAAAUACAUUCGAUGACGUCAGGAAAGUAUUUAAGAUAAACGAGGAGAGUGGUGAGGUUACAUUAAUUGGAACUAUUGAUUUUGAGGAGUCACGAAAUUUUCAAGUAAAUGUACGUGCCAGUGACAACGGAGGACUCACAGAUUCUUGUAAAUUAUUUGUCGAUGUGCAAGAUGUAAAUGACAACAAACCUGAAAUCAACAUAAUGUCGAAAUCAAAUGUGAUAUCUGAGGAUGCCAAACUCAAUACAGUGGUUACAAUGAUAAAUAUUGAGGACAAGGACACUGGAGAAAACGGAAAAGUGCAAUGUUUCAUUAGCGAUAGUGUGCCGUUCAUUUUAAAAACCUCAACAAAUAAUUUCUAUAGUUUGGUGACAGACAGUGAUCUGGACAGAGAGAGAUCCUCUGAGUAUAAUAUAACAGUGACGUGUUCUGAUGAGGGAGUGCCCUCCCUCUCCAGCAGCGUCACUCUCACCUUACAGAUCUCUGAUGUGAAUGAUAACGCGCCUGUCUUUGAGAGGAGCUCAUAUGAGGCCUACAUUGUAGAAAACAACACACCAGGCCUCUCUAUAUUCACAGUGAAAGCCAGAGACGCUGACUGGAACCAGAAUGCCCGUGUUUCUUACAUACUGGAGGACUCCUCUGUUAACGGAGUGCCAGUCUCCUCAUAUGUGUCGGUUAGUGCUGAUAGUGGAGUCAUCCAUGCAGUGCGCUCUUUUGACUACGAGCAGAUCAAAGACUUCCACUUCCGCGUCAAAGCGCAGGAUGGAGGCUCCCCUCCACUCAGUAGCAACGUGAGUGUGAAAAUACUGAUCCAGGACCAGAACGACAACCCUCCUCAGGUGCUGUACCCAGUGCAGACUGGUGGCUCUGUGGUGGCUGAAAUGGUGCCUCGUUCAGCAGAUGUGGGCUAUCUGGUGACUAAAGUGGUGGCUGUUGAUGUGGACUCUGGACAGAAUGCCUGGCUGUCCUAUAAACUGCAGAAAGCCACAGACAGGGCGCUGUUUGAAGUGGGCUUACAGAAUGGAGAAAUAAGAACUAUCCGCCAAGUGACUGAUAAAGAUGCUGUCAAACAAAGACUGAGUGUUAUAGUGGAGGACAACGGGCAGCCCUCUCGUUCAGCUACAGUCAUUGUUAACGUGGCGGUGGCGGACAGCUUCCCUGAAGUGCUGUCUGAGUUCACUGACUUUCCACACGACAAGGAGUACAAUGACAACCUGACUUUUUACUUAGUCUUGGCUUUGGCUGUAGUUUCCUUCCUCUUCAUCACGUGUUUGGUGGUUAUUAUAUCAGUGAAGAUCUACAGAUGGAGACAGUCUCGCAUCCUGUAUCACUCCAGCCUCCCUGUCAUUCCAUAUUAUCCACCACGUUACUCAGACACUUUGGGGACAGGGACUCUCCAACACGUGUACAAUUACGAGGUGUGCAGGACGACAGACUCCAGAAAGAGUGACUGUAAGUUCGGCAGAGCCGGUAGUCAGAACGUGUUGAUAAUGGACCCCAGUUCUACAGGGACGAUGCAGCGGAUACAGAGUGACAAAAACAUCCUGGAUGAACCUGACUCUCCUCUAGAGGUUAGUUUAAUAUUGUAG